CCAAUUUGGGAGCGAUUAUGGGAAUCCGGUUUGGUUUCUUUAGUUUUAGACAGUCGUCUGGACGUCCAUGUGCUGCUAAUAAUCCAAACACACCGGAUCGCUCAUUUAAAGGAUAUAACCGGGUGAUUUCGAAGACAUAGACUACUAAAACAUCAAGGGUUGAAAAGCAGGAGAGGACUGGAAGUUCCGGUUUUUCUGGGAAUAAUAGGACACUAAGUGUAGCGGUAAGGUCUUGUUCUGGAUCGGUCAGUAUGCAGGGCUGGGUGACUCUGGCUCUUUUGCUGAGCUUUGGGGUCAAACGCUCCCUCGCACAUAACGAUCUGGGUGAACCUCAUGUGCCUCGUGGUUUAACCUUAAAACCUGAUUUACCAGCACAGACUCUUUCUUUGACAUGGCAGAGUGACUCAUGGCUUUUUGACCUGGAGAUUUUCCACACCGAGUUCAUUAAUGUGGUGCUGAAUGAGACGGUGGCAGUUCAAGCAGAUCCUGUGACAAGAAGGCAUAGCUGGACUUGGCACUCUCCGUUACCCUUGGAGUGCACUUCUCAUUCUGUUCGCAUCAGAGCACGAAACCAUCAGUCGGUCAGCGAGUGGAGCCCUCCUCAGACCAUUCCAGGGUGGGAUAUUCCUAAGAAGUCUUACAUGUUUCCCCAAGACAAAAUGGUUCCUGUGGGCAGUAACAUGAGCUUCUGCUGUAUUGUUAACGAAAAGGAAGGUUUCAAAGAAAUAAAGUAUGGGCGUCAGGAAAUGAAAGCCACACGACUGAGCAGAAGAACGUAUGCCAUCACAGUAACCAACCAGCCAGCAUCUGACAACACGGGCACCAACGUGAUCUGCUAUUCCCAAAAGCUGCAGAUCCUCACAGGAGCUGUGGUGUUCGUAGGCUAUCCACCGGGCGAUGAGGGCUUGGUCUGUGAGACGAGGGACCUGGCAUCCGCAGAAUGUUCUUGGAUGAAAGGACGAGACACACACUUGAGAAUGAAGCGCAGCCACACUAAUUACACCCUUAAUGGAAGGGACUGUUUGGAGGCUAAUGAAAGGAAGACGUGGUGUAGCUCGAAGAUCUGGGAGGAGAACUGGACUCUGGUGGCUCGAAAUCCUCUAGGAACAGUCCAGCUAAUGGACUCGGCCCAACUCACUGACCGCGUACAUCUGCUGGCUCCAGUGGAUGUGGCAGCUGUUAAAGUCGAGGCGUGGAGCGCCACACUGCAGUGGAACUGGUCUGUGGAGGCGUAUAAAAAGCUGGAGAUGGUCUGCCAGCUGCGGCUCUUCGCCCAUGAACUUUCCAGCACACGUAACUACAGUGGUCCAGGUUUAUCUUCUGUGGUUCUGGAGGGUUUGUGGCCAGAUGUGGAUUACACUGUGACAGUGCGCUGCGGCUCCAAGCACAGUUUCUGGAAGUGGGGGGACGAGAGCGCCCCCUAUAGGAUCUACACUAAAAUGGACCGUCCUGAUGCUCUUGAUGUCUGGAUGUGGAUGGACGGCAGUAACACAGGACGUGUGUUUUGGAAACCUCUGUCUGUGAGAGAAAGUCACGGUGCAUUAGUCGGCUACAAGGUUUCUCAGAGCUCAGCUGAGGAGGACGGCUGGAAAACGGUUUCUCUUCCUCCUGGGAACCUCAGCUAUCCCAUAAUCCUUAACAACAGCAGUGACAUCACCAUUGCCGUGGCCGCACAAAAUCCAGCUGGUCUCUCUCAGCCUUCCACUGUGACCACACCAGCAUACAGAGCAGACUCCCAGCUGUCUGUGUCUGAGCUGUUAGGCACUAAUGGAUCAUUUGUCCUGUCCUGGGAGCCUGAUGUCAAUGCGAGCAGAGGGUACGCUGUGGAGUGGGUCCCGACUGGCUGCAGUGGACUCUGCCACGUUGACUGGAAGAAACUUCCUGAAUCAGCCAGCAGCUUCACAGUGAACUCAGACUCUCUGGUGGCAGGAGUGAGGUACACCGUAUCCGUGUACUCUCUCUCGACCGGCGCUCCUACGCUGCUGCAGAGAUGGCAGGGAUACUCACAGGAGAUGACUCCCUCUCAGUCGGUCGGUGAGCUGUUACUCAAUCAGACCGGCUCUGACGUGCUGCUGUCUUGGAAAGCCACCGAGAUGAAACAGCAGAGAGGCUUCAUACGUGGCUACACCAUCUACCUGGCAAACGCUGCACAUCUGGACCUCAUCGAUAAUAUCAGUGAUCCUGCAGUGCAGUCGUACAGGGUGAAGGGUUUGUCUCUGAGCUCGUAUAAGUUCGUAGUGAAGGCCUACACCUCUGCUGGGGAGGACGCGGGGGCCACUGUGGCCAUUAAAAUGGAGAUGGACACAGCUGACAUGCUGUUGGUUGGCAUUUUCGUGCCGUUGGGAAUCAUGUUCUGCUGUCUCAUCCUCGUCAGCAUCUGCUGCUACAAGAAGAGAGAGUGGGUAAAGAAGUCUUUCUAUCCUGAAAUCCCUGGACCUAAAGUAUCUGGAGACUGGUCAUCUCCACGGGGUCUUCUGGAUGUGAAGCCCUCUCCUCACAGUCUGGUCCACAUUGUGGAGAAUCCGGAGUGGGGUUUCACUAAGGAAGGUCUGUUCCCGGUCCCAGAGGAAGAGGAGGAGUCUGAGAAAGACAACAUGGAGGUCGACACGGACUCGGAGGAGCCGGCCCUGCUCAGAUACUACAAACAGGUGGUCGAUGACGGCUCGCACAGUAACCAGGUGUUAGACUCCUCUGGUUCCUCGACCGUCUCGGUGGGCUCCACGCAGACUGAAAUCACCUACGCAGGCAUCCAGAGCCCCAUCCCCUCGCAGGGGGCGUGCGCUGGUGGAGGUUACAGGCCCCAAAUGCAGUCCGUUGAAGGUCCAGCCGAGCCCCAAAUUGAAUUCGAAGCCGACUUCCAAGAUGAUGACUUGAAUGCAGGUUACAAACCCCAGUGUUCCUGGCAGCUGGAUUCUCCAGAGGCGGAAAACUUAAGCGGUUCGCUUGGCAGCCCGACAUCGGUCACAUCAUCCCAGUUCCUCAUCCCCGAAUCCUCUGAAGAGAAACCACAGCCUUCAAACACCUGGUUCCACAACUUUCUCUCUGGAAAAACCUGAGAAGGCACUAGCUAUUGUUUUUCACGUUCGUUUUGUGCCGUUCACCUUUACCGAGGAUGUUGUGUUUAUGUUCGGUUUGUCUUAGACUUUGUGCCCUAACUGGAAAUCCCUCAUAUUUUACAUAAUCAGCAUCACUACUGUUUCUCAAGGACUUGUGAUACUGACCAGACAGGUGAAAGACUACAGGAGAGCUGAAGGUGGCCGUAUCUUCUCGUGCUCGUUUGGAGCAGUAUGACCUUUUCCUUUAGGAUCGUCGCUUCUAUUCAUACGACAGUGUUUGUGCUUCCUUCUUGCAGUGUUUAUUGGAGUGAUCGCAGUAAAUCUAGAUCCUUACAGCAUUAUAUUGCUAUAUUGCUUUUCUUCAGUCCUUAUUUUCCUAAGUUUUGUGGCAGUCAGACAUAGUUGAUUGACUCUAGCAGGUUUGCAUACAUUUUCUCUGGUAAAACAGGCCGAUUUGCAUUUGAAAGGGUCAAAAACAGUGCAUUUAAGACUUGUUCUUAAAGCUGCACCGUGAUUUAAAAAAAUUGUAUGUAGCUUCAUGCAAUUUUCUCAAAUUUUUAUGUCUGUUUAAGCAGACACAUGUUGAAUAAGCAGAUAGAUCAAAAGGAAAAUGGAAGAAACUUGUGUCUCUGUUUCUUUUUAAACCGUUUCCCUGAUUAAGGAAUCAGCUGUUGAAGUGUUUUCAUGAUAUUACAUUGUAAACACUUUUUCCAACAAAAAAUAUCUCUGCUUUUGCUCCAAUAAUCCAUGUGGUAGAAAAUUGGAAGUAUCUUUCUAGUCUUUUCAUUUUUGCUUUCCCAAGGUCAGUAACAUUUAAUGAAUUUGGCAUGAUCCGUACAACAUGUGAAGCACCUUUUCCUUUAAUGAAUGUGUCUUUGUAUUUCACACCUGAACGUCCUUCAGAUGAAUAUGGCACUCCCUGUAUAAACUCAAAUAUGCAUCUAAUCAUAGAUGCAUCUGUCCAGGAUGCUAUGUCUUGUGUCCAAGAGAUUGUCAUGGUUUUAAAAUGACCACAGUGCCUCGGGAGCUCCCCACAACCCUAACCCAAAAGAAACAGCACUGUCUUCAAGAGCAGUUUCCUUCUCAUUUAGAUUAUGGGCCCACAUGGACCACAGGGUCAAUUACUUUAACUGGCCUUACUGACAACAGAGGUAUUCCUUUAGAUUGGACUUUAUCAAUCUGACAUACAGAAAUAUGAGAACUAUGUAUCUAAUGUUACUAUGAAGGCCUUGUUUUCUGUGCACUUUGCAUAUCGCUAAAACCCUUGUGCAGCAGUCAGAUCCUCAACAGAUACGUCACAUCAGGAUGACAUGACAUGACACUCGUCACUACAAUGAGCCUGAAUGAAAGAAGUCGACAUGAAAUCUCAAACAACACUAUUUAUUUUAUGAAAAUGUUUUGUUGGUGCUGUUGUGACAUUUUGUUCUAAUUUUAAUAAGAAGCUAAACAACUAGAUUGCAACCUGUUCUUGCCAAACAGUAGCUUUAUUAUUUUCCUCUUUUCACCAUCCAAUCCAUGUUUGAUGGAUACAAUCAAGCCGCAUCCUGCGUUUUAUUUCCAUAUCUUGUUUCGCUCUGAAAGGUCAUCGUGUGGAAUUAAAUGGGUCCCAGUGCAAUUUCAUGUCGACUUUGAAGAGCAUCUGAUAGCAGUAAUGAAAGUCCUAAUGUGGCGUGUGAAUGAAAGGGCAUUAGAUGAACAUUAAGAGUGAGAUUGUGAAGAAAUAUGAGAUUGGUCGGCAUCUACUGUUGCUUAAGCUUUAAACACUACUGUGAAACAUUUUUAUUUGUCCCUAAGUCUUUUUUUUGUUAUAUGUUGAGAUCUUUUAAAUAAGCCUACUUAUGUUUAUUUUUUUAUUUGCUUUUAUGAAUGUAUAAUACACAAAUGUCAAUGAUUAUACAAUGUUUUGUUUUUUAACCUUUGAAGAAUAUGCUUCAAAAGCCUUAGCUAUUCAUUUUAUAGCCAAGAUGAUUUUGUGUUAUUAGGAGUAAAAAUAUCAAAUGUACCGAUGUUAUAGGCUCUCAGUAAAGUAGGCCAAAUCUGAUCCAUAAUCUUAAAUAUCAUGUCUGAACAUGGCAUUUUAAAAAAAAUCAGAUUUGAGAUCAGAUCUUAGUAGGAUGUCACACUACAUGUACGAGGCGUUCACAUGUAAAUAUGUGAACACUGAUGUAAAUAAGCUUUUCUCCUGAGCAUCAACAUCACCAGAUGGGAAUAUUGCACCCAAGUUAAUAUUACAAUGAUAUUAUUGCCUUUGUAUGCAUGACAGAUUCCACAUUCAAUGUUCAGAAAGAGGAAGAGAUGAGAUAUGAAUGAGGAAUAUUAAAUAAUUCAUGUAACACUAUUUGAGUGUGUAAACACGUGUAAGAAAAACACAAGAUGAGCUCCUUACUCUUCUGCUAAUAAACUAACAAUGUCAACCAGUCUGUAUUAUUAUAGACAAUAAAUCCAGAUAAAAUAAA
This is a messenger RNA of Carassius auratus (goldfish), 5512 nucleotides long. RefSeq names its product leukemia inhibitory factor receptor-like. Lineage: Eukaryota; Metazoa; Chordata; Actinopteri; Cypriniformes; Cyprinidae. The transcript is spliced from 19 exons. Gene Ontology annotation, cellular component: membrane. Gene Ontology annotation, molecular function: cytokine receptor activity; protein binding. The record is from RefSeq and is a predicted model, not a curated record. Bases 252 to 3056 code for a protein of 934 amino acids.